Molecule: messenger RNA, 609 nt
Organism: Meloidogyne enterolobii
Lineage: Eukaryota; Metazoa; Nematoda; Chromadorea; Rhabditida; Meloidogynidae
Source: the annotation of a GenBank genome assembly
AUGGUCGACUCACUCUUGCUCUCUGAUGAUACAUUUGGUUUGUGGACGUGUAAUGAACGAGGUUCACUCGAUGUGGACAUAAGAAACACAGCUGAUAGAUGUCACGGCGCUUUGGCUGUUUUUGGAGAAGAUGUCUAUUUGGCCCAAACAAGUCAAGAUGUAAUUACUGGCGUUGAUCAGCAAGUUGUUGUUCGUUAUGGUCUUUCAUCGUUUCUUCCUUCUCAUGCAUUUUUAUCAUUUUCUCUUGAAGUGACUGCUUUGGCAACGAAUGGAAUUUAUUUAAUUGCAGGUUCAGGUGAUUUUAUGGUUAAAUCUGUCCGAUUGGAUACUACCUCAGGCCAGUCAUCCAUUGAACGUUAUGAAUUUGAAGCUGCAAUUUUAAACAUUUCAAUAAGUCCAAGUGGAGAGUAUUUCACAAUUUCGACAUCUGACGGGAAUGUCCAUAUUCGUUCAAUUCAAAAAAAUCAACAAACUUCCAAGAAACCGAUUGCCAAGUUUAAGGCCUGUAAUGAAUUCUCUAUAGCAAAUGAUUUUAUGGUUAAAUCUGUCCGAUUGGAUACCACCUCAGGCCAGUCAUCUAUUGAACGUUAUGAAUUUGAAGGCCUGUAA